Molecule: messenger RNA, 1625 nt
Organism: Acomys russatus (golden spiny mouse)
Lineage: Eukaryota; Metazoa; Chordata; Mammalia; Rodentia; Muridae
Gene: Spmip7
Product: spermatogenesis associated 48
Exons: 9
Coding region: 180-1520 (446 amino acids)
Source: RefSeq, a predicted model, not a curated record
UUUUUUUUCAUUCUGUUGUAUUUUUGUACUGGCAUAUCUCCCUUUCAGCAGAAAAAAAGACUACUAACAUUUAGAAAAUGUUACAAGACUAAUCGUAACCUUCCAUUACUUGAAAUAUUGGCUUUUAAUACAUAAAGGACUAAGAAUUAUCAAGAGAAUUAAAUUCACAAUCCUCAAAAAUGAUGAGACAGUCUAUGGAUAUGGAGGUUAAGGACAUGCCGGGAAAGAUUCGUAUCCCUAAAAGGUUCAUCUUCUCAGAAGCAAUGGCUGUUGAGCAUCCAGAUUACCCACAGUAUUGUAACCUCUUGCGGAAAAUGAACAUGCCUUUUGUGAAAGGAUUUGAAGACAGACAUAACUAUGGCAGAUUUGAAAAGAAAGGCAACCCUGCAUUUGUAAAAUUUCACUCUUAUCCUCCUUCAGUCCUGCCAGACUAUCAUUCUCACUACCCGUAUCCUCCACCAUACGGGCAGGAGUAUCCGCUGUUUCCACUUCGUGAUGAUGUGACCUUGGCUGAUCCCUGCUCAGGAUUGAUGAGUCCUGGUGGAGAUGCUGACUUAAAGCCUGGCAUUGGCAGAGCCAUACCAAACCUGGUGAGUUUCCAUGACGUGAAACCUCAAAAUCGAGUUCCUAGGCCAGACAACGGAUUUCAAACAACAAUCAAAAGGCAAACAAUACUAUCACAAGAACUGCAACAGGACAGGAGAUGGAAUUCCAGGGAAGUAUCAGACAUUUCCAUCAGGGCGAAACUUGGAGGUUGGACCAGCCCACUGAAAGUUACUGCUUUACCAGUUCACGAACAUGAAAGCGACUUAUUAAGUCGCAUAUAUAAAUUUGAUGAGGAUGCAACAAGUACAGAUGAGAGUGAACCCCUUGUCAAGCACGGCAAGAAAUAUAAUAUAAAAGAUGCAUUUUACAAAUCCUCAACACAGAAAGCUUAUGAACAUGUUCCUUGGGACAAGAUGCUCCCACCAAAACCUGAUCCAGAAGAAACAACAGUGGAAAGAGCUGCAGACCAAAUCUCACAGUGUUUUACACUGAAAAGAUAUGAGAGACUGCCAGCCAUAACCCAGAUGAUCGGAGGACUCUGGGACAGAUUUCAGACAAGAUUGUUCUCAGCGCCAACCAAACCAAUCAAUUUUGUGAGUCCAAGUUGUAGGAGUAAAUACAUUCCUCUCUAUACUGGCCACGUGCAGAGUACAAAUGCCGAUGAUGUGGACAACCCGUUUGGAGACCUCUCAUCUGUGGCCAAGCCUCGGCACUCGAAACUGCUCUACACAAACACAAGCCGGACUGCAAAUAUUCCAGGAUACACUGGCAAGGUUCAUUUCACAGCCACCCAUCCAGCAAAUUCUAAUAUUCCACCAACAAGCCCAUCAGCAGAUUCAGAGAUGAACCGCAUCUUACUACAAGAAAUGAGAGUUGACCGCUUCCGUCACCAGGGCCCACUGUCCCAAAUGGUCACAACUGUGAAGCCCUACAACCCCUUCAACAGGAAGCAAAAAGUAACCUUGGAGUACUGAAGACCACACCCCUGAGAGACUUCUCAGGCCCGGCUGGGGGAAGUCUUUAUGCACAGUGAUGGAGAAAGAAAAGAGCACAAUGUUCUAAAUGUGUCUGUUUGUGUG